Molecule: messenger RNA, 2711 nt
Organism: Cyprinus carpio (common carp)
Lineage: Eukaryota; Metazoa; Chordata; Actinopteri; Cypriniformes; Cyprinidae
Product: phosphatidylcholine:ceramide cholinephosphotransferase 1-like
Biological process (GO): sphingomyelin biosynthetic process; ceramide biosynthetic process
Cellular component (GO): Golgi membrane; endoplasmic reticulum membrane
Molecular function (GO): sphingomyelin synthase activity; ceramide cholinephosphotransferase activity
Source: RefSeq, a predicted model, not a curated record
AAUUCUUGCAGUCAGACGAUGCAUGUGGUCCUGAUCGGUGUGUUACUGCUCCAGCUCGCAGCCGCUCAGAGAACUAAAUGUGCUUCUUUCUGUAAAUAGACGAAGAUUAAAUAUAGCAGGCAGUUCUAGUGGUUCACUUUGCUGUGUUGACUAUAUGGCUCCGAUGUUGUGUAGUUUGGAAAAGUUUCUCUUAAAGAGUUUCUACUGUGACUGGAAAUUAUGUUAAACUCUGAAGGAAAGUGAAACUCGACAGACAACUCUGAAGAGGCUGUAGUUGUGCGUCAUAUUUGGAUUAAAUGUCUGGAAAUUGUGAGCAGUUCCUUCCCAACGCCCUUCACAUGUCAUGAGCAUGGUCAGAGAAGGACUUCGUGUUUCAUAGCAGUGUGUGCCUAUGUCGGAUUCUCCAUUGCAUUUCUACAAGCUCAAGGGCUGAUAUGAAUAAAGCAGCGUCGUGGUCGAAGGAGGAGGUCUCGGUCUGGCUGACUGAUCAGGGCCUGCAGGAAUUCUCCGAACCAUUACAAAACUACGACGGACCGGCUUUGUUAAGUCUUGCGACGGAUGACUUCAAGAGGUCACCCCUCUCCAGGGUUACGUCAGACUGUGGUCGUCUGCUCCUGGAAAAGAUUGAGACUCUUAAGAUCGAGCAUCAUAUCGACGUCCACAAGAAUGGACAUGCCAAUGGGCACAUGGUGUUGAAUCAUAGCGGGAAUGCUGGGAGUGCAGGAAAGGCUCACCGGAAUGGCGUGGUGAAUGGCUUCCACAAGGAACUGGUGCAGAUUCCCAUACCAGAGCCUUGUUCUCCGCAGUUCCCUCCUGAGUGGGGAAAGACCGCUGUGGCUCUUGUCUAUGCCUUAUGCUGCUUCGUUUUGACCACUGUCAUUAUUUCUGUGGUCCAUGAACGUGUGCCUCCUAAGGAGGCAUCUCCACCGCUCCCUGACAAGUUCUUUGACUUUUUUGAUCGAGUGGAGUGGGCUUUCACUAUAUGCGAGAUCAACGGAAUGAUUCUGAUGGUCUUGUGGAUUAUACAGCUGAGUCUCUUAAAACAUAAAUCAAUUGUAGGUCGACGCUUCUUUUUCAUAGUCGGGACGCUCUACCUCUACAGGUGCAUCACCAUGUACAUUACUACUCUUCCUGUGCCUGGCAUGCACUUUAAAUGCUCUCCUAAGCUGCAUGGUGACUGGGAAUCUCAGAUGCGGCGGGUGAUGAAAAUGAUUGCAGGGGGAGGUCUGACCAUCACGGGCUCUCAUAACAUGUGUGGAGACUACUUGUACAGCGGCCACACGGUCAUGCUCACCCUCACUUAUCUCUUCACGAAGGAGUAUUCUCCUAGAAGGUUCUGGUGGUACCACUGGGGCUGCUGGGCUCUGAGUGCAAUAGGAGUGUUUUGCAUCCUUCUUGCUCAUGACCACUACACGAUUGAUGUCAUUGUGGCCUACUUCAUCACCACACGUCUCUUCUGGUGGUAUCACACAAUGGCCAACCAACAAGCUCUCAAAGAGACGUCCCAGACCAACUUUUUCACCCAUGUAUGGUGGUACCGAUUUUUCCAGUACCUGGAAAACAACGUUCGUGCUGUCGUCCCACGCAGCUACCAGAAGCCCUUCUCAUGGCGAUCGCUGCAUUGGGGCCACGUGAAGUACACACGGAUAGACUCAGACUGACCAGUGUGCAAAUGCUACAUUUGGAAUAUGUGCCCAAAGUGCCGAAACAAGCCUGAAGUUGUGUCUGAUCCCUUUAAUUAACAAAAACCAGUCAUCCAAAGUAUCUCAUUCCUCUGUGAUGUCCUCACAGGAUUGGUUUUGGAUGUAAAACUGAGCACAUGUCAGUGAUUUUGUGUUAUUGGGCUUGCGUUGGCCCGUAGCAUCAUCCUGCAUUGCACCAACAAAAUUCACAAAAGAUGAGCCAGCAAACUAAAUGCCAAGUUAUUUCUUUGUAUCUUCAGUAUCUUUGCCCCUGUUUACAGGCACGAAGCCAUCUUUUCAAGCUAUUUUUUGUUAACUCAAGUAAGCAAUUUGACAAACUAUAAAAAGUGCAUUUUUCUGUUUGGAAGGAACAAGAAUCAGGUUUGUACAGCCUUGCAUUUUUCUAGUAGUCUGCUAAACAACACUUGCUGUCAGAGAAGGUUUAUUUUUUGAAAUGAUCCUUUACAUCGAGAGCUACAGAUGAAGUUUAUCGUUUGAAUAAUCUAAUGUUCCUCAGUGCCUUAAUAGUUCAUGGUGAACAGUGGUCUGACAGUCAGCUGUAGUAAUGUUUUUAUGUUUGUUCAAAGAACAUUUCAGUGUUUUGAACCACGUACCUGUAUGCUUGAAACAGAACUCACCUCGUCGCUCGACUGUAACAAUACUGUUCCUAUUGAAAGUGUAUUUCCAUGACCAUGUCAGCAAAGCUAAUUCUGUUGUCCAUAACCAUUUCUCAAAAUUUAUUUAUUUAUGUCUUUGUUCUGUUAUAUUUAGUAUUUGUUUCUGGAAUCGUUUUUUUGGCACGUUGUUUGUUUUUCAGACAGCUGGUGCUUUAUGGCUCUGACUGAAAUCUGGGUUUCUGGGGUGUUCUGGGUUUGACUGACAAAAAGAUGUGAACCGAUCCAUCCUUUCCAUGAGCCAGAACAGUUGAACUGCCCCGUUGACCAUCCAAUACGACAAGCUGCUAUAUUGUGAUGUAAAAGUAGGAGGUGUUCAUCCAUUGACAAACAAAUAAAUUGCAAAAUAUCAGCA